AUGGGGUUAUGGGCCAGGAGGGUAGACUUCAGCUACAAAUCUCACAGCUCUGCCCGCCGAGAUGGUGGGAUGGAGGGAGGAAGCUAUAGCUGUCUGAAGGAUAAUGCCCCAGGAAACCUCAGCCAGCCUGCAGGGGUUGCCCUGGGUGCCUCUGUAGGAAGGGGGCCUGGGGUCCUCUCUCCUGAUGGGUGUGCUCUGGUCUCAGAGUUCAGGAACCUCCCCUGUGGAGAGGGCCGGGUGUGUACCAGACACAUCUCCACCAAAUCUAAUGGGGUGACAUUGACCAAAGGACUGAUGGUCUUGGCCUCAGGUCCCUUUCCUUUAAAAUAG
This is a messenger RNA of Rangifer tarandus platyrhynchus (Svalbard reindeer), 330 nucleotides long. The record is from the annotation of a GenBank genome assembly. NCBI's taxonomy places the organism in Eukaryota, Metazoa, Chordata, Mammalia, Artiodactyla, Cervidae.